UGAUACUAUGGUACUAUUUCACCUCUCCUGCAUAUCUGUGACCUCGAGGUCACUUUGAAGGUCAGUAAGAAAAACAUGACGGUUGGCGGUGUUGAGGAACGUAACCAGGAUGCGACCAUUUACGUUGGCGGUCUGGAUGAAAAGACCACAGAGUCUAUACUUUGGGAGCUAUUUCUGCAAGCCGGGCCUGUUGUUAAUGUCCACAUGCCAAAAGAUAGGAUAACCAUGCAACACCAAGGAUAUGGCUUUGUCGAGUUCAUGACCGAGGAGGACGCCGAUUAUGCAAUGCGAAUAAUGAACAUGAUCAAGUUAUUCGGAAAACCCAUCCGUGUGAACAAGGCGUCUGCGAAUCAGAAAAAUUUGGACAUCGGAGCCAAUAUUUUCAUUGGCAAUUUGGACCCGGAAGUGGACGAGAAGUUGCUGUACGACACUUUCAGUGCUUUCGGGGUUAUCCUCCAAACUCCGAAAAUUAUGCGCGAUCCAGAAACAGGGAAUUCCAAAGGAUAUGCCUUCAUCAACUUCGCCAGUUUUGAAGCUAGCGAUGCUGCUAUUGAAGCCAUGAAUGGGCAAUACUUAUGCAAUCGGGCGAUCACUAUUUCUUAUGCCUUUAAAAAGGAUUGCAAAGGAGAACGCCACGGGUCGGCCGCUGAACGUCUUUUAGCUGCACAAAGCCCAUUAUCACAAGCGGAACGUCCGCAUCAAUUGUUCGCGGAUGCGCCCCCUCCACCUCCACCGCCGCCGCCACCACCACCCACUCUUUUGUCUGCAAGUAUGGCACCAAUAACAUCAAUUGCGAUACCUUCUCUGACGAUGACUUCUUUACUGAUGCCACCGCCACAUCCGUCUCUGCAAGGCGCACUUAUUGGCUUCCCUUCAUCAGCUGUCUCCGUCUCGAUGCCACCACCACCUCCACCCCCGCCACCUACGAUACAGACAGUUCCCGCCAUUUCUCUUGGUUCACUAUCAUCAGCUUCCUCUUUUCCAGCUCCUCCGCCACCACCUCCUCCACCGUUCCAAGCGUUUUCAAUGGGUAUGGAUGUCGCCACAACCACUGGACAGUCAGUCUCAUCUACCGGGGGCACUUUCCCACCUCCUCCGCCUCCUCCCCCUCCACCACCACCGCAAUUUUCUGCUGAGAUGUUUCCACCAUCAACUGUUUGAUGAUAGUUUGAUCGUUAGUCUUGAUGCUGUCGGUUUUUUGCAUAAAUGCCAUUCUCAUCGAACAUAUUUGUUGUCCCUGUUCUCAGUCACUAUUUGAAGUUCCCUCCCGCUCCCCCCGGCGCUUCACGUCCCAUGUGUGUAUACAAUUAAUGAUAUCAUAAUCCCCUACUCAUGAGUACAACAAAAGAUGUGUUUAGUUUG
Dicrocoelium dendriticum is the source of this 1362-nucleotide messenger RNA. The record is from the annotation of a GenBank genome assembly. Lineage: Eukaryota; Metazoa; Platyhelminthes; Trematoda; Plagiorchiida; Dicrocoeliidae.